Trichoderma reesei QM6a is the source of this 1827-nucleotide messenger RNA. RefSeq lists its product as uncharacterized. Gene Ontology annotation, molecular function: transmembrane transporter activity. Lineage: Eukaryota; Fungi; Ascomycota; Sordariomycetes; Hypocreales; Hypocreaceae. The coding region runs from base 1 to 1827 and encodes 608 amino acids. Gene Ontology annotation, biological process: transmembrane transport. The record is from RefSeq and is a predicted model, not a curated record. The transcript is spliced from 3 exons.
AUGUCUACCGAAGUCAAGAUCGUUCCCGUCGGCCAUGAAGCCAUUGACACUGGCAAUGGACAUGACGCCCUCAAGCCAGCAGUCAACAGUGGGGACAUUCAGUCUCGCGGUGUCAGUCGCAUGGAAGCUGUGUACCGGGAGACCAGAUCAAACCGGCGGCUAUUCUGGCUCGUAGGAGCUUCUGUCCUUGUUUGUGCCUGGGCUUACUCGCUCGACUCAUCAACGACGUCCUACUACAGCGUCGACGCCUCGUUCUACUUCAAGCAGCACAGUUCUGUCUUGGCAACUCUGUCAAUCGCUACCAACAUCAUAAGUGCCGUUUCGAAGCCUUUCAUUGCAAAGAUUUCCGACAUCACCUCUCGACCAUACACAUACCUCCUGAUCCUCGGAUUCUACGUCAUUGGCUACAUCAUCACUGCUACAUCCAAAUCAAUAUCAGCUUUUGUCGUUGGCGAAGUCUUCGUUGCAAUUGGUGGUUCCGGUAUUGAUCUCACCAACGACAUCAUUGUUGCUGACUUGACACCGCUUGAGUGGCGAGGAUUUGCCAGCUCUAUGCUUUCAACGCCCUUCCUUAUCAACACCUGGUUCUCCGGCAAGAUCGUCGACGCACUAGAGAAGCAAGAUAAGUGGCGCUGGGGAUACGGCAUGUUUGCCAUCAUAAUGCCCAUUGCAUUGGGUCCCGCUGUUGCGGCACUGAUAUGGCUCGAUCGAAUGGCCAAGAAGAAGGCGGCCAACAUUGAUCAAUCGUGGACCCAGUCAUUGAGGAAACAUCUUGAAGAGAUUGAUGCGUUUGGGCUCGUUCUUCUUGGCUUUGGAUGGUCGUUACUUCUACUGCCGUUUUCGCUCAAGACUUAUGCGGACCAUGGAUGGCGCAACCAGUCUCUCAUCGCCAUGAUGGUGAUCGGCGGUCUAUUGCUGAUGGCCUAUGUCUUCUACGAGAUGAAAGUUGCCCGUGUCCCCAGCGCUCCUCGACGACUUGUGUUUAACAGAACAUUCAUAAUGGCCAUUAUCAUUGAUUCUUUCUAUAUGCUUGCUGGAAACAUCCGCAGCCUCUAUUGGAGCUCAUAUGUCUACGUCGCGAAACCAUGGAGCUACCAGGACUGGGUCUACUACGGUAAUACUCUCACGCUGGCACUGUGUAUUGCUGGUCCUCUUGUCGGAUUGGCCCAGCGCUGGACUCAUCGCUAUAAGCUCAUUCAGAUAAUUGGUCUUUGCAUCAAGCUCAUCGGCAUGGGAAUCAUGUUGAAUGGGCGUCUUGCUGCCAUCAGCACCAUCGCGCUUGUUAUGUCGAGCAUUCUCGUGGGUAUUGGCGGCUCGAUGUCUGUUGUAGGAUCGCGUGUAGCCUCACAAGCCUCCGUCCCUCACCAAGACGUCGCCCUUGCGGUAUCACUACUCUCCCUAUGGUCAAAGGUUGGUAGCGCGAUUGGUUCUGCUAUUGUCGCCGUCAUUUGGUCGAACCAGAUGCCAAACCAGCUACGGAAGUACCUGCCCGAGGGAACCUCGGAUGCCACUAUUCAGAAGCUUUUUGGCGAUAUGCGGUCCAUUCGUACUGCUUAUGACUUUGAUCAUCCCAUUCGCCAAGGUGCUAUUACGGCGUAUCGCCAUGCUCUCUACUACUGCAUCAGCGUGGCCCUGGCACUAGCCUUUGUCCCGCUUGUGGCGGCUUUCUUCCAGACGGAUUACUUCCUCGGCAAGCAACAGAAUGCAGUGACCAAUUUGGGUAAUGAUGGCUCGCCUCUCGACGAAAAAGAUUGUAACCCAGAGCCUCUGCCAAGGCCCAGAACCAAGAAGGAAGCGUUCCUUCGAUUCUGGGCUGGUAGCCCCUAA